Copidosoma floridanum is the source of this 1079-nucleotide messenger RNA. It is a transcript of the gene Phb2, whose product is annotated as prohibitin 2. NCBI's taxonomy places the organism in Eukaryota, Metazoa, Arthropoda, Insecta, Hymenoptera, Encyrtidae. Gene Ontology annotation, cellular component: membrane; mitochondrion. Gene Ontology annotation, biological process: mitochondrion organization. The record is from RefSeq and is a predicted model, not a curated record.
UCUGGCAGACGUGUGAACGCGGCGUAAUGCAAGAGGACCUCGACUUAAGAAAUUUUCCUACCGUGGCUUUAGUUGUAACCUAAAUUAAACCUUUUAAGUGUAAGUAGUUUCACCGGUAACGCAGAAAUUCUCCACUUAAAUGGCUCAAAAUAAAUUAAAUGAUUUGGCAAGUCGCUUUAGUAAAGGAUCUGCUGGAAUGAAUGUCGGUGUUAAAUUAAUUGCCGUAGUUGGAGCAGCAGCUUAUGGAGUUUCACAGUCCAUGUAUACUGUUGACGGUGGUCACAGAGCUAUCAUAUUUUCCCGGUUAGGUGGCGUACAAGAAGACAUCAUGCCAGAAGGAUUGCAUUUUCGUAUUCCAUGGUUCCAUUAUCCAAUCAUCUAUGACAUCCGAAGUAGACCAAGAAAAAUUUCUUCGCCUACUGGGUCUAAAGAUUUACAGAUGGUAAAUAUCUCUUUAAGAGUAUUAUCUCGUCCUGAUGAACGCACGCUACCUUCGAUGUACCGCCAGCUUGGACUUGAUUAUGAUGAGAAGGUUUUGCCAAGUAUAUGCAAUGAAGUUCUGAAAUCUGUUGUUGCAAAAUUUAAUGCUUCUCAGCUCAUAACCCAGCGUCAACAAGUUUCAAUGAUGGUGAGAAAAGAAUUGACUGAUCGAGCUCAAGAUUUUAACAUUGUUUUAGACGAUGUUUCUAUAACAGAGUUGAGUUUUGGUAAGGAAUAUACGGCUGCUGUUGAAGCCAAACAAGUAGCUCAACAAGAAGCCCAACGAGCAGCUUUUGUAGUUGAAAGAGCUAAACAAGAAAAACAACAAAAAAUUGUUCAGGCUGAAGGAGAAGCUGAAGCUGCUAAAAUGUUAGGUAUUGCUGUCAGUCAAAAUCCUGGAUACCUAAAGUUACGGAAGAUUCGGGCUGCACAAACCAUUUCUCGCACCAUAUCUAGCUCUCAAAAUCGAGUUUACUUAAGUGGAAACAGUUUGAUGCUUAAUAUACAAGAUCCAACCUUCGAUGAUUUAUCAGAAAAAUUAAAAAGCAAAAAGUGAUGAUUGUGCAUUGUAAAUAAAAAAGUAUUUACAUAAUUUCUAU